Gekko japonicus is the source of this 563-nucleotide messenger RNA. Its product is annotated as 40S ribosomal protein S23. The transcript has 4 exons. Gene Ontology annotation, biological process: translation. The coding region runs from base 86 to 517 and encodes 143 amino acids. Lineage: Eukaryota; Metazoa; Chordata; Lepidosauria; Squamata; Gekkonidae. The record is from RefSeq and is a predicted model, not a curated record. Gene Ontology annotation, molecular function: structural constituent of ribosome. Gene Ontology annotation, cellular component: ribosome; cytosolic small ribosomal subunit.
CGAACGAGGUCCUUGGAGCGGGGAGAGCGUGGCGCGCUGAAUUGUGGGUCUUUCUCUUUCCUCUUCGGGAUCCGCGGUCGGCAAGAUGGGUAAGUGCCGUGGGCUUCGUACCGCCAGGAAGCUGCGCAGUCACCGACGAGACCAGAAGUGGCAUGACAAGCAGUACAAGAAGGCCCACCUGGGCACUGCUCUGAAGGCCAACCCCUUUGGGGGAGCUUCCCAUGCCAAAGGAAUUGUCCUGGAAAAAGUUGGUGUAGAGGCUAAACAGCCGAAUUCUGCCAUCAGGAAGUGUGUCAGAGUCCAGCUUAUCAAGAAUGGCAAGAAAAUAACAGCCUUUGUUCCUAAUGAUGGUUGUUUGAACUUCAUUGAGGAGAAUGACGAGGUUCUGGUAGCUGGCUUUGGUCGGAAGGGUCAUGCUGUUGGUGACAUUCCUGGAGUUCGUUUCAAGGUUGUCAAAGUAGCAAAUGUUUCUCUGUUAGCCUUGUACAAAGGCAAGAAGGAGAGACCAAGAUCAUAAAACUCUUUCUGAAUCUUUAAGAUGGUCAAUAAAGUUUUCUCAAAUG